GAGAAGGGCAGGUCCAGGGAGACGAGUCGGCAUUUGCUCCGCCUCUUAAGGCGACUGCGACCUCCACGCGGACUCGGGGAGCACCCUGCAGUGUGGCUCCUUUAAACGACUUGGUGACACGUGUGUGAGGCUCUGGAGGCCCGGAUGGUGCGCAUGCUAGCCCGGCCCGGAUCGGACGCUGGUGCUGCGCGGGCCUUCCGCGGGUUCCCGAGAGGCCUAGGAGGUCGAGGUCGAGCGCGGCGGAGCGCAGGAACUUCCGCGGGGCUUGGGACGAGGAGGGUGCGCGCUCCUGUCCGCGGGUUUUGGGGAUCCCAGCGAAGGCUGACAGGAAUGCACCAUGCCAAUUGUCGAUAAGCUGAAGGAGGCUCUCAAGCCUGGCCGCAAGGACUCAGCGGAGGACAGUGACCUGGGCAGGCUGCUGGCAGCCUCAGCCAAGAAGGUCCUUCUGCAGAGGAUUGAGUUUGAACCGGCCAGCAAGAGCUUCUCCUACCAGCUGGAGUCCUUGAAGAGCAAAUAUGUGCUGUUGAACUCCAGGGCUGAGGGAGCCAGUCGCCACAGGAGCGGAGAUGAGCUACAAGCCAGGAAACCAGGCACAGAGCGUGUGUCUGGAAGUGGAGGCGAUGGAGUCCCCGCCCCACAGAAGGUGCUCUUCCCUGUGGAGCGACUGUCCUUGAGGUGGGAGCGUGUCUUCCGCGUUGGCGCGGGGCUGCACAACCUGGGUAACACCUGCUUCCUGAACUCCACCAUCCAGUGCUUGACCUACACACCACCGCUGGCCAACUACUUGCUCUCCAGGGAGCACGCACGGAGCUGUCACCAGGGAAGCUUCUGCAUGCUGUGUGUCAUGCAGAACCACAUGGUCCAGGCCUUCGCCAACAGCGGCAAUGCCAUCAAGCCUGUCUCCUUCAUCAGGGACCUGAAAAAAAUUGCCCGGCACUUCCGGUUCGGGAACCAGGAGGAUGCACAUGAAUUCCUGCGGUACACCAUCGAUGCCAUGCAGAAGGCCUGCUUGAAUGGCUACGCGAAGUUGGAUCGGCAGACACAGGCUACUACCCUGGUGCAUCAGAUCUUUGGAGGCUACCUCAGGUCCCGAGUGAAGUGCUCUGUGUGCAAGAGUGUCUCAGACACAUACGAUCCCUACUUGGACAUAGCGCUGGAGAUUCGGCAAGCUGCAAAUAUUGUGCGCGCUCUGGAACUUUUCGUGAAGUCAGAUGUCCUGAGUGGAGAGAACGCCUAUAUGUGUGCUAAGUGUAAGAAGAAGGUUCCAGCCAGCAAACGCUUCACCAUCCACAGAACAUCCAACGUCCUGACUCUGUCCCUCAAGCGCUUUGCCAACUUCAGUGGAGGGAAGAUCACCAAGGAUGUUGGCUAUCCAGAGUUCCUGAACAUCCGUCCAUACAUGUCACAGAGCAGCGGCGACCCUGUGAUGUAUGGGCUCUACGCUGUCCUGGUGCACUCAGGCUACAGCUGCCACGCUGGGCACUACUACUGCUAUGUGAAGGCCAGCAAUGGACAGUGGUACCAGAUGAACGACUCCUUGGUCCACUCCAGCAAUGUCAAGGUCGUUCUGAACCAGCAGGCCUAUGUGCUCUUCUAUCUGAGGAUUCCAGGCUCUAAGAAAAGUCCUGAGGGCCCUGUCUCCAGGGUGGGCGCCACUCUUCCUAGCCGUCCCAAGGUCAUUCCAGACCACUCCAAGAAGAGCCCUGGCAAUGGGGUUGUUUCCUCCCCAUUGAUGGCAAAGCGACAAGAUUCUGUAAUGAUGAGAAAGCUGCAGGCUCCUGAGGAGGUUGGCGUGCCUGUGUCCAGAAAUGGGUCCGUUGUUGGUCUGAAGUUACAGAAUGGAUGUGUUCCUGCAAAGACACCUGCCGGGUCCCCGUCCCCAAGACUCACGCCAACGCCCACACACAUGCCCACCAUUCUGGACGAGCCUGGAAAGAAGGUGAAGAAGCCAGCCCCGCCGCAGGCUCUCACUGCGUCUCCGACCACUUCUCAGGGCUCUCCUGGGACCGGCGAAUCCAGGAGCCAGCGGCCUGGCUCCUGGGCAAGCAGAGACACCAUCUUCUCUACCUCACCAAAGCUCCUGGCCAAAGCCAUUACUAAUGGGCACAGGCUGAAGGGAGAAGGCAGUGGUGUGGACCUGGAGAAAGGGGCUUCGAGCAGCUCGAGCCCCGAGCACUCUGCCAACAGUGACCCUGCCAAGACGCCUCAAACCUCAGAGGGCGGAGCGGCGCACGGCUGUGAUUCUCAGGGAACAAACUGUCCUGCCACUGGCCAUCCCAAAGCGCUGUUGAACGGAGUAGAUGCCAAGACGGUGAAAGUGAAGCCCCCUGCCCUGAGCAGCGCCACCACCGAGCCCACGAGCCUCAUGUCUCCUCCACCAGCCAAGAAACUGGCCCUGUCGGCCAAGAAGGCCAGCACCCUGCGGAGGGCGACCGGCAAUGACAUCGGUUCACCUUCCCCCUCAGCAUUCUGCGACCUCACCUCCCCCAUGAAAGCCACCCACCCCGUCGUUGCCUCCACUGGGCCUGUCAGUAAGACCAGGGCUGCUGCUCCUGCUCCCCAACCAUCCACCCUCCCCCACUCUGCAUCACUGUCCAGUAGUAGUGCCAAGCCCUUAGGGACCUCAGAGCCACAGAGUUGCUGCUCCUCUGCCUGGACACCCCCGCCUCCAGUCCAUGGACACUUCACGUCCCACUUACACCAACUGCCAGAGGCCAGCGCGGCCCUACACAGCCCCUCCAAGAAGAGGAAAAAGACCCCUACUGGAGACCCCCAGGGACUGGGCACAGACACACUCCUCCCACAGUGCCUCAGGGGAGCACCUGCAGCAGCACGCAGGAAGAGAAAAAAGAAGUGCCUAGAGGGUGAGGGUGCUAUGGCUCCCCGGCAGGAAGGCCAGUGUCAGGACCAGUCUUGUAGUCCCCGGGGCAGGAAGGAAGAGGGGACGCAGCCCCAGGUAAAUGGCCAUCAACUCAGUCACAUCCUGGACAGUUACCAUGUGAGCAGCAGAAAAAGGAGGAAGAGGAAAAGAUCAGAAGGACUCAGCCAAGAAGCCACCCUGUGCCAGGACCUACUUCAGCACAGCUGCUCCCCUGCAGACCACAGUGAGCCCGAGGCCAGGACAGAGCUGCAGAAGAAGAAGAAAAGACGGAAAAGAAAGCCUGAGCCACCGCAGGGAGAAGAGAGCAAGCAUCCCGAAGGCCAGAGGAGCCCAAGGCCCAGUGUCACUCCAGUCCCUGGACUGAGCGUGAAUGGCCAUCUUCCUAGUGACCGCCUGGGGCUGGGACGAGCACCUCUCGUUACCUGGAGCAGAGAUCAAGAACCCGAUGUGGUCCAGGAGUUGCUUCAGGACUCAUCUGAUAAGGCUUAUGGGAAAAAAGUUUUGACCUGGGAUGGUGAGCCUUCAGCCGUCAGUCAGGAUGCCAUCAAAGACAGCAGAUUGGCCCAGACCCAGACCGUGGUUGACGACUGGGAUGAAGAGUUUGACCGAGGGAAGGAAAAGAAAAUUAAAAAGUUCAAGAGAGAAAAGAAGAGAAACUUCAAUGCCUUCCAGAAGCUUCAGAGUAGACGCAACUUUUGGUCUGUGACUCAUCCUGCUAAGGUGGCCAGCCUCAGCUAUCGCCGCUGAGCUUGCUGCGGCUGUUAGAGGAAGGUCAGUGUGCCUGUGCCACGGCAUCCAGAGCUGUCACAUCUCAUCCUUGGAACUGUGUACUUGGAUCUGAGGAGUGGCCUGUGUAGUCUCCAGUACACUGAGCCUGCCGGAGGCCCUGGUCCCACCGCUCACACAUGAUCCAGUGCUCAGCUCAGCUCAGGGCCUCUGGUGGUUUCAUGUUGAACCUCACAGGAGCAAACCUGGCCUGUGGCGUUGUGCUGACAGUAACCUUGGAGACGUCUGGAAAGGCUGAGCAUCUUCCUCAUGGACCCUGGGGUCUAGGUAGGAGAGCUGUUCCUGGUCUGGGGCUGUCAGGACGGAACCGAGGCCAGCAUCUCCCAGCAAGUCCUUCACCCAGAAGGGUGGCAUUUGGUGACGCCUUUUCUGGCGAGCCAUCCUUUGUUCUCUGAAGCUGGAGCUGUCCUGUGGCUCUCCUCUUAGAGGGGCAUCUGUAUGACUGGCUGUCAGCUGCUACAAGAACAGGCCCUGCUGACUGCACUGCCCCCAUUCCCAAAGUGCAUCUCCUUGCGCCACUCCUCCUGGAAAGCUGCAGCGGCACAGGAGAACCUCUGCCUCUAAGGCUGUCAGCCCUGAGGGGAGACUGUCGAACUUCUACGUCGCCAUAACCCGUGGGUCUGGGUCAAGUUGGUGGUCUUUGGAGACAAAUUCUCCAUUAUUUUACUCCUUAUGAUAAAGCCUUUCUUUUUGACCAGGCCUGUGGCUGCCAGUAGCAAUGUUUCCCUGAUAUGCAGACACUGGCUUUGUUUGCUCAGUUUUGUGAGUGCUCUGAAAUCGACAUGCCAGCCUUCCCUGUCUUGCUCAAGCUGCUCUGAAAUCGACAUGCCAGCCUUCCCUGUCUUGCUCAAGCUGCCCCUGUGGACUUAGGGUUAACAAACAAGACUCCUCAGCAAGGGAAGACAGCACCCAGGAGAUGGAAGGUGCCAGAAGGCUCCUCCUCGUGGGUGCAUCUCUUCUUUCCCCAAGCCUUACCCUGCUCUGGGCUGGGCCUCUUGGGAGGGGCUGGACUGCCUCUCAUUCCCACACGUAGCGUUCUGUUCAGCUGCUGGCUCAGGGUCUCACUUGCUGCAGAUGUGGGAAAAAAAAAGAGUUGUGUUCUUCAUGGCCCGGAGGUGAGGUCAUGUUCCCAUGUGGGUGUUUCCUUCCUGUUUGUUUCUUUCUCUUUAGAAAAAAGGAGAGGACUGUGCUCCACGGUGGGUCUGCUGGGCGGGCGAGUCUUCCAGCCGAGUGUGAUGGUCUUUGUGUGGCUGCUGUUGUGGCUAUCGUGUCCAGGAGUGCUGUGGACUCCAUGUUAUCUCAGAGGGAGGCAGGCACCCUCAGGAGCAGGGAUUGUCCUCCUGAGGUACUGCCGUCCUUCCUGUAGCUGCUGCUUCCUGGGUAUAUCUGUUUUCUUUACGACUUUCUCUAGUAGAAAGUUGGAGAGUUGCCAGCACAGAACUGCUCUGUCUCCCGUGUCUCCUCUAGAUUGGCUCCUUCCUCUGUGCACUAGAUUACACAGUGUAAGGUCCCCUCCAGGGGUGUAUAGUCCACUGCCUCUUGGGCUGUCAUGAUCCCCCACCUGCCGUCCUGCUGCUGGCAGUGUGUGCUGCUUGCAGUGAGGACAAGUCCUUUUCUUCCUUAGAAGCCAUUGGGGACAGGCCAUGGGCAGAAUGAGUUGUUGGUGACGUACUGACAUAAAUAACUGAAACUUUUCUAAAAGUAGUCAUUUUGUUGGAUCAAAUCAAAUCAGUUUGAACUGUGUGCUUGGCAGUAGAUGUGACUUAGGCCCGUUUGCAGGGCCGCCUCCCUGGUGUCUCUGUCCUUGUUCACCUGCCUGUUAGGGGCUGUUUCCAUCCAACGUCCUGUGUGGCUGCGUCUGUUUGUGUGCAGGAAUCCCUGGACUCUUCCUCUUCAGGGGCCCCAGAUAGUGCCAAGACUUUGGUGCAAUAAAGUAAUGCAUUUUUUGUGA
Messenger RNA from Apodemus sylvaticus (European woodmouse), 5618 nucleotides. RefSeq names its product ubiquitin specific peptidase 36 (gene Usp36). The record is from RefSeq and is a predicted model, not a curated record. Gene Ontology annotation, cellular component: cytosol; nucleus. Gene Ontology annotation, molecular function: cysteine-type deubiquitinase activity; cysteine-type endopeptidase activity. Gene Ontology annotation, biological process: protein deubiquitination; regulation of apoptotic process. NCBI's taxonomy places the organism in Eukaryota, Metazoa, Chordata, Mammalia, Rodentia, Muridae.